CCGCCGCCCGGCAGGAGCGGAUUCUGCGAGCAGCGGGGCCGCCGCGAGCCGCGCGCAUGGAUCUAUGAGGACGCUCAUGCCAGGAGUCGGCGGGACUGGAGCAAACUUUCCCAGCGAUCCUGCGUCCGGCGCGCCCCGGCCCUCGACUCGACGCCCCGGCAGCCCCGGCGGCCGGCGCUGCCCGCGAUGGUGGCCGGGCCGCUGGGCGGCGGCGGCGGCGGCGGCGGCGGCGGGGCCCUGCUGUGCGUGCUGGCGCUGCUGCAACUGCUGAGCUCGGCGCCGCGGGGCGCGGGACUGGCGCACGGCCGGCGGCUCAUCUGCUGGCAGGCGCUGCUGCAGUGCCAGGGCGAGCCGGAGUGCAGCUACGCCUACAACCAGUACACCGAAGCGUGCGCGCUCGUGCUGACGCCGCGCGCGGAGGCCCACGCGCCGGCCGCCUUCCCGGCCCCGGUCGCCGCCUUCUCGCCGCGCUGGCGCUGCCCGAGCCACUGCAUCUCGGCGCUCAUUCAGCUCAACCACACGCGGCGCGGGCCCGCCCUGGAGGACUGUGACUGCGCGCAAGACGAGAACUGCCGCUCCACCAAGCGCGCCAUCGAGCCGUGCCUGCCCCGGAGAGCGGGCGGCGCGGGCGGCGGCGCGGGCGGCGUGAUAGGCUGCACCGAGGCGCGGCGGCGCUGCGACCGCGACAGCAGCUGCAGCCUGGCGCUCGGCCGCUACCUGGCCUACUGCGGCAAGCUCUUCAACGGGCUGCGCUGCACCGACGAGUGCCGCGCCGUCAUCGAGGACAUGCUGGCCGUGCCCAAGGCGGCCCUGCUCAACGACUGCGUGUGCGACGGCCUGGAGCGGCCCAUCUGCGAGUCGGUCAAGGAGAACAUGGAACGGCUCUGCUUCAGCUCCGAGCAGAGCCACGGCCCGGGCAGCAGCGGCUCGGACGGCGGCCCGGACGACUACUACGACGAGGAGUACGACGAGGACCCGCGCGCGGGGGGCGCAGGCGGGGAGUCGCCGCCGGACGACGACGACGACGGCGGCGGCGGCGGCGCGGGGGCCCGGGGCGACCCGCCGCACGGACCGGGCCGCAGGAGUAGCGGCGGCGGCGGCGCCCUCCGAGCCGCCGGGGCGCCGGGGAUCUUCGUCGUGUUGCUGCUGCUAUUGCUGCUGGACCCACUGCUCCUCUAGCCCGCGCCGCCCGCGCACGCACGCACCUGCGUCUUGGACCCGGGCGCGGCAGCUCGAGUAGUUUCCCACGCGUUGCGUUAGGAGACUCGCCUGGAGUGCGGGACCCCGCCUAGACACCCUGCACACCCCCAUCCCCCGGCUCCCGGCACCUCUCCGGCCCCCGGCCCCCUGCACCUCCCCGGCACAGUCUCCCGGCCCCCUGCGCGCCGUCCGGCCCCGAAACCCACCGCGCGCGCGUGUUCGUAGCCCGGGAUGCAGCGGCGCCCGGGAGGGACACGCGGGCGGGGACCGGGACCGGAGGCCGCCGGCCGGCUUGAACACCCUCACGGAACUGGGCCGGAGCUGCGGUGAAGGGACCGGCUAUUGAGGUCGCGUUUUCCCCGUAGCCAGGGAGAAAGGCCCGUCUUGACUUUCUGGUGGCCAGUGAGAAGAUGGCAAUCGUAAGUAAAGCAGAAGGACCCUCGCUCAGAGAUCAGAGCCCGGAGCUGGCAGUUUGGAUGUGGGUCGGAAGGGGUUAAUAUUUUGAAUUAGUUUGCCAUAACUUUGAGCCCGUGACCUUAAUUUCAUUGCCACCGCUCUUAGCACACUUUCAGCACACACAGAUUCGGUAAAAAGGCGAAUCUAAAAAGAGUUGGUCUUGAUGUUGAACAAUGUAACUUUUUAUUUAAAACAGCCCCGCACUGCCGUGUCGGAAAGCCUCUGUGAUGCUUGUUUUGUUGUCAUAUUUUGUUCUUUACAUCAAGAAAUUGUUUGUACAAAUAUGCGGAGAACUGUGUAUAUUGCUCAGUUUUUAUCAGGGUGUUUAAGUCCUGGUAUUUCGUACAGAAAAAUGUAUUAAAACUGGGGUUUGUUACCAGUUGCUGUACUUUGUAUAUAGAAUUUUUAUAAAUUGUAUGCUUCAGAAAUAAUUUAUUUAAAAAAAAUUUUAAACACUUAAAUCCACAUCUACGUUACACCUUUGCUCCCUGAAAUUAAUAGAAUUUGACACCAGGGACCCAGACCCACAAUCUGUUGUGAGUGUGCUCUAUGGAACCAUUUGAAAAUGUACAGUGUAUUUUAUAGAUUUGAAGUUAACAAGAAUUUUCAAGAACAUUUUGGACAUCGCAGAAAACGUACAAGUUUAUUUGCAAACUUGCCUUAAGCAUUGUAUUUUUAUAGACAUCGUUUUAUUUUGUUUUGUUUUUUUAAAAGUACUAUGCUUUAACUAUUUCUUUGUGCAUUUUUUGGUGGUUUGAUUAAAAUUUGUGUAUCAGUAAAAAGUCUUAAGUAAUAACUGUGGUGUAACUACUUUUCAGAAUUACACUGUGGUUAGCUCAAUAAUGAGUUGAAAAGAGGGUGGAGGGGGCCACGGGCAAUCUCUGAACCAUCAACUGAAAUUAAGGUGUAAAACAACAAAUGAGGGACUUUUAUUGCUGACUUUAAUUUGAUGCACAAUUAGCUAUCUCUAAAUGAGGGAGAUAAAAAUAUAAUUGAUUUACUUUGGUCUUUGCAUUUGUGGUGAAAAUUCAUAGAUGAAGAGUGUCAAAUCAUACGGGGGUUAGCUG
Molecule: messenger RNA, 2723 nt
Organism: Sorex fumeus (smoky shrew)
Lineage: Eukaryota; Metazoa; Chordata; Mammalia; Eulipotyphla; Soricidae
Gene: GAS1
Product: growth arrest specific 1
Exons: 1
Coding region: 187-1179 (330 amino acids)
Biological process (GO): negative regulation of mitotic cell cycle
Cellular component (GO): plasma membrane
Source: RefSeq, a predicted model, not a curated record